Messenger RNA from Hippocampus comes (tiger tail seahorse), 537 nucleotides. It is a transcript of the gene mgst3b, whose product is annotated as microsomal glutathione S-transferase 3b. The record is from RefSeq and is a predicted model, not a curated record. Bases 172 to 522 code for a protein of 116 amino acids. Gene Ontology annotation, cellular component: endoplasmic reticulum; membrane; nuclear envelope. Gene Ontology annotation, molecular function: glutathione peroxidase activity; glutathione transferase activity. The transcript has 3 exons. NCBI's taxonomy places the organism in Eukaryota, Metazoa, Chordata, Actinopteri, Syngnathiformes, Syngnathidae.
GUACACUGGCGCUAUGUUUACAGGCAAUCCAAAGGUUAUGUCUGAUCUCGCGAUUAUUUGUAUAACCGAUUUAAAUAGCUGCGUGAGCGCGAUAAUUGUUCAUUUGACAUUUACUCCCAGUCUCGGAUCUUUUCUGUACGACCUGGCAACGAAGCUAGCAAUUGCUCAGAAAUGGAUAUUCUGACUGUUUUGCCCUCCGAUUUUGGAUAUGUCAUAUUCAUUUACCUUUACAGUUGGAUAAUGCUGGCUUAUCUAGCUGUCAAAGUUGGAGCUGCCAGGAAGAAGUAUGGCGUUAAGUAUCCAACAAUGUACAGUGACAAGGAGCACGUUUUCAACUGCAUCCAGAGAGCCCAUCAGAACACUCUUGAGGUGUAUCCUCAGUGGCUUGUUUUCCAGACCAUCGCAGCCCUCGUCUAUCCGUUAUCAGCGUCAGUACUAGGAGCCAUUUGGGUGACCAGUCGGUUUUCCUAUGCCUGGGGUUAUUAUACUGGAGGUAAGACUGACAUUUGUUCUAUAAAAUAGGGAUCAAACACCUCA